UUUCCCCACACAAGUAAUGGAGAGGGUCACCAAAAACAAUGAUCCAAGUCGUUGAAGCGUUUAAAGUCAAGGGCACCAGUUUCCCAGAAGGACCAAGAACAAACAAUUUCUUGCUUUUUUCAAUGACGAAGAGCUUUUAAUUGGUGAACAAGCCAUCUGCCCCAGUGCCAUGUCCCCUUUUCCACAGGCAGAAAACUUUGAACUUAUUUCAAACAUAUAUAUAUAUAUAUAUAUAUAUAUAUAUAUAUCCCUCCAUCAUUUUCAAAACUUGUACCUUUCCUCACAAAACAACACAGCCUCACAUUAAGCAAACAGUGAUGGCUGCUUCAUCAAGAAUCUGCCCCAAUGGCCUCAAACUUGCCAUCACUGUGGCUUUCAUUUUGUCCAUUGCAAUAUUUCUGAUUCCAUCAGGUUUUGCAGAUGGGGCAGUAAACUCAGGCGGGUUGCGGCAAAGUAAAAUGGUGUUGGGGUCAAAGCCUCCCGGUUGUGUGAACAAGUGCUUGAGUUGCAGGCCUUGCAUGGCUACUCCAGUCAUUCCUUCGCACAAAUGGAAGAACAGCUUCAAAAAGGCGACGUAUCGUGGUGAUGAAGAAGAUAACUAUUAUCUCCUGGCGUGGAAUGCAAAUGUGGGGAUAAGUUCUUUCAACCUUGAUCGCAUGGCCACGACACACAGCUCUUUCAAAUCCAUAGAGCAUCCCCAUAAUCAUCACUGA
This is a messenger RNA of Hibiscus syriacus, 713 nucleotides long. RefSeq lists its product as uncharacterized. The record is from RefSeq and is a predicted model, not a curated record. The transcript has 3 exons. Gene Ontology annotation, biological process: stomatal complex development; guard cell differentiation. The coding region runs from base 318 to 713 and encodes 131 amino acids. NCBI's taxonomy places the organism in Eukaryota, Viridiplantae, Streptophyta, Magnoliopsida, Malvales, Malvaceae.